AAGAAUACGUGUCUUGGGCAGACGACGUCGUAUCAACUGCGAGACCUCCCCUGGGGUUCCAGAUUAUAAACCAGGAACUGCAUCUGCUCGCAACUUGUCGACGCAUACGAGAGUUUGCAGUGAUGGCGUCGAUAGCUGCAAAGAAAAGGCCCAAAGAUGCGGCAACUAGUGCCGAUCAAAUGAGCAAGGGAAUUUUGCUUUACUCAAUUUUACUUGCUCUACAGUAUGGAGCUCAACCCCUAAUCUCCAAGCGAUGUACGAGACGAGAAGUUAUUGUCACUUCAUCUGUCUUAACUUGUGAGAUAGUGAAGGUCGUAUGUGCCCUGGUUAUCAUGGCAAAAGAAGGUAGUGUAAAGAAAACUUUUAGUCAGUGGACUGUGGCUGGUGCGUUGACUGCUUCAGGACUUCCUGCAAUUAUUUAUGCUUUACAAAAUAGUCUGCUGCAGAUAGCUUACAAGAAUCUUGAUUCUUUGACAUUCUCUAUGCUGAAUCAAACAAAAAUACUCUUCACUGCUGUAUGCACUUAUUUGUUGCUCAGGCAGAGGCAGUCCAUCCAGCAAAUUGGGGCUCUAUUCUUGUUGAUUGUUGCUGCUGUUCUUCUAAGUAUAGGUGAAGGGUCUAGUAAGGGUUCCAGUGAUGGCAGUUAUGAUCAAAUUUUGUUUCAUGGGAUUAUUCCUGUCUUGGUUGCUUCUGUACUCUCCGGUAUGGCUUCUGCAUUGUGUCAAUGGUCUUCGCAGGUUAAGAAACAUUCAUCAUACUUGAUGACUGUAGAAAUGUCUAUAGUUGGAAGUCUGUUCUUAUUGAUUAGUACCUAUAAAUCUCCUGAUGGAGAAGCUAUCAGACAGCAUGGUUUUUUCUACGGUUGGACUCUUCUCACUAUGAUUCCAGUCUUAUUCAAUGCUCUUGGUGGAAUUCUUGUUGGACUAGUCACUAGCAGAGCCGGUGGUGUUCGAAAGGGAUUCGUCAUUGUGUCGGCACUUCUUGUGACAGCAUUGCUGCAGUUCAUAUUCGAAGGGAAACCACCUUCAGUGUAUUGCAUUGUGGCUCUUCCCCUCGUGGUCAGUAGUAUUUCUAUAUAUCAAAAGUAUCCGUACCGAGUUAAAAAGAAGGAAUUAUAGCCUUUGACUGUUAUUUACCUGAGCAUGAGAUUUUUGGUUCAUCACGUGGAUGGAAUUUGUAGAUGGAUCACACCAUCAAAGCUACAGAAAUAACUAUAUCUUCUUGUUUUAGUCAUCUGAUUGAUAUAAUUGUAGUUAAUAUGGGGGCACCAAAUACUUGAUUUCAUCUAAUUUAUAGAUUUUUGUAUCUGGACUUGCAACUAAGAGCUGUAAUCGUGUAUGAAUAUGAUCAUUUCAUUCUUUUGUCU
Messenger RNA from Cucurbita maxima (winter squash), 1366 nucleotides. Its product is annotated as CMP-sialic acid transporter 5-like. NCBI's taxonomy places the organism in Eukaryota, Viridiplantae, Streptophyta, Magnoliopsida, Cucurbitales, Cucurbitaceae. Gene Ontology annotation, biological process: pyrimidine nucleotide-sugar transmembrane transport. The record is from RefSeq and is a predicted model, not a curated record. Gene Ontology annotation, cellular component: Golgi membrane. The transcript is spliced from 7 exons. The coding region runs from base 123 to 1118 and encodes 331 amino acids. Gene Ontology annotation, molecular function: pyrimidine nucleotide-sugar transmembrane transporter activity.